AACUCUGAAAAGAGAUUUGGGAGCCAUUGUCCCUUGGCGAAAGCAGGCGAGACAGGGGCAGUGAGGGAGCACUUGUCAACCCAGGGACACCAAAGGCAACACACACAUCAUGAUUUUGGGAGGUAUAAACCGGGCCGGGACGGCGGUGCCAACGUUCUUGCGGACCCCCACGAUGCUCCAGCCCCACCUGGACAUGAAGCCCUUCCUGCAGUUCCCCAUGGAAACCGCCCCUCCUCCACACAGCAUGAGCCUCUUCCACAACUUCAACACGAUGGAUCCGGUGCAGAAGGCCGUGAUCAACCACACCUUUGGAGUUCCUCUGAUCAAAACCAAACGGCCGGUCAUCUCCUGUAACGUCUGCCAGAUCCGCUUCAACUCAGAGAGCCAGGCAGAAGCCCAUUACAAAGGGAACCGGCAUGCCAGGAGAGUCAAAGGCAUCGAGACCUCUAAGAGUCGCCCUCAGGAGGGGGACAAGCCUCAUACCGUGCCCCCCACCUCUUCCCCAUCUCCGCCCGGUGCCCCUGGCACAGCCCCAGACAGUGAGCCCAUCAAAGCAGAUGAAACACGGCCCCUGUCGCAGUUAAACGGCCCCCUGCUGGCCCCAGGGCCCCUGCUGGCUCCAGGGCCCCUUCCACCUCUCACCACCCCUCCGACCCCACCCAUGGACUCCCCUGUGCCCUCGGUGUGCCCCCUCCUGCCCACACCCACUCCUCCCCUGAUCCCUCCUUCCUCAACCUCCCCAGGCUGCGGCACUGGCAGCGCCAGCUCGGAGCAGCCCGGAUCUGGACCCCCGGUCUCAGGAGCUGCCGGCACCACGGCCCCCAGCCCGUCCAAUCCAGAGACAGAGGAGGACAAGGCCAAGAAACUGCUGUACUGCUCACUGUGCAAGGUGGCUGUCAAUUCCUUGUCACAGCUGGAGGCCCACAACAAAGGUACCAAACACAAAACUAUCCUGGAGGCACGAAGCGGGCUGGGCCCCAUCAAGGCAUAUCCUCGCCUGGGCCCCAAGCCCAUUGGAGAGCAGGGAGGGGGGCCGGUGGACCCCAACACUCAGGAACGAACCUUCCACUGUGAGAUCUGCAACGUGCGGGUCAACUCUGAACUGCAACUCAAACAGCACAUAUCAAGUCGAAGGCACCGGGAUGGCAUGGCAGGCAAGCCUAACCCCCUCCUCAGCCGACACAAGAAGCACAGGGGAGCUGAUCUGACGUCUUCUUUGACCUUCUCCAAGGAUCUCACCAAAGCUUUGGGCGCAGGGCUCUUGCCCAGCCCCUUGGCUGUUGCUGCUGCAAUGGCCGCCGCAGCUUCCUCGAACCAGAUGGCUCUACGUGCAGCAGCUCCUGCGCACCACCCGCACCAUCACCUAUUGCAAGGCCCGCCUCUCAGCCACGCCAUCCUGAGACCCGCCCCCGGGCCCAUCCGCACCACCCACGGGCCAAUCCUCUUCUCCCCUUACUGACACAUCACCUUCUGACUCCGGCCAGUCAGGAACAGCCACUCCAAAAGCACACUGUGAAGACACAAACAUGAUCAACAAACAGCAAUUGAUAGGGGGAAAAAAAAUCCAACCAUUUAAAUAUUGAACUGAGAGAAACACGAGGGAAAGGAGUCGAAGUUUAUGUCUUUCCUCCCUUUACCUGAAACUCUCCCUCCAUUUCAAAGACUUCUGCAGAUGGAAUGAGCUGAGGAGAGAUUUUCUCAUUAUGCAUCCAACUCCCUUGUUCAUCUCUCACCUCCCCUGGUCCCUCCCCCUUGCACUGUGGCCCCGUCAUGGCCGCCUCGAUAGCUACAGAAGAAAACUCCUUUCUAGAAACAUUAAACCACAUGUAGUGUUACAUAAUUAUUCUGGGCCAGGUUGGUUUUCUUCUGUCGUCAUGGCUCAACAUGUUCUUCUCAUCCUAUGCACCUCAAAAACCAAGACAAUAAUGUUGUGUCAGUAGGGUAGCUGCUUCAAUCGGUCUUUGCUGUUCGCCACAUGUAGCUGUGGCGGCCUCCGCGGUACUGUACAUGUCCCCUUCUGCGCCAGAGGCCAGCAACUCUUCAAUUUGUGACACUAGGUCCUCGCUAGAUACAACAUGACUUGGGCUGACAGGCAGGUGGUAGCUGCAUCUGAACAUGUCUCAUGGUUGGGGGGGGUGGGGGGGUUUAAGAGAGCAGAAAAGUGACGGUGGGGGAUUGCACUCCCCUGUCACUUCAUGAGACGGUGAGGUGAGAGGAGGGCUGGCACGGGUCAGUGGAUGGAUUGACCCCGGGCAGCAUGCAGACACACACAGGCCAAAACGAAUCUGUUUUAAAAUAGACUGCACCAACAAAAAUCCCCACAGGGCACAUCUGCCAACCUCCAUAUCAGUCAGGGAGAAAGAGGAAAGAAGAUGAGAGAAAGAGGAGAAGUCACACAUUGGUACAUACUGUACUGCUCUAUUUAAUACACGAUCCCUGGCCUCCAAUCCAAUAAUCUGUUCUUUUACUUACAGUAAUGAGAAAGAGGAGGGAGCAGAGUUCAGAUGUAUUUUGUGAGACUACUGCUCACAUUAGGCCAUCACAAAGAGAGUAAUCGACAUCCUUACAUCUCCCCGGUCUUCAUCCUGCAGGCUGAUUCACCGUGUAGGUGUGAUGGUUUGACUUUAAGGUGCAACCCUGUGUACCGAUGUAUUUAUGUCGUUUCUGCAUGCAGCCUCACAAUAAAAUCCUACAGGGUCAGGCUUCUGCAUAACCGGAAUGACCUCUCUCCAUUGCUGCCCUAUCCUCCUCCUCCUCACCUCCCCCAUCUACAGUACAAAGGUUCACACGAGUCUAUAGCAGAGGGCACAUCGACACUGGCAAUCAUAAUGCUCAAAGGGAACAAAUUAAAGAAGAGGAAGAUGAAAGCCAAAUACAUUCUUGGAGAAAUGAUCUUGAGCUGGUUUGACAGCAGAGUCUGAAGCCCAGCGAGGUCACCCAGGGGCAGGGAGCUGAGACUUCCAGCUCAAGGCUUCUACCAAUACUUCCCGUCUUACAACUGAAAGCCAUGAAACGCACCAUGAUUUGGUUUCUUUAACAAAGACUUGGUGAGCACUUUUGUUUUUGUUUGGUUUUGGACUGUUGGUUUGCGUUUAUAUCACACGUAAAAAAGAGCAAAAUAGAAAACACGACAAAAAUAUUUUUGUAGGUAGAAAAUGUUAAUAACUGUAUUCAUGAAGGGAUGAGACGAGUUAUCGAUGGUGGUUAUAUAAGUGUUGACUCAGACAGACAGACAGACAGACCGAAGCUAGCUAAGCAGCAGCAGACGCUUAUUGCUCGACAGCUUGAAAAACCCUUUUCUGAACGAGAUGUACACUGUGCCCUUUCAUUGAGAAGCAAUGAGCUCUAAUGUCUUACCUUUGUCUGAAUAUUGCAAUGCAAUGAGCAAUUUUUAUCAGAGUGACUUGUUAUCAUUG
Messenger RNA from Centropristis striata (black sea bass), 3416 nucleotides. RefSeq names its product zinc finger protein 385A (gene znf385a). The transcript is spliced from 8 exons. Gene Ontology annotation, molecular function: zinc ion binding; nucleic acid binding. The coding region runs from base 110 to 1459 and encodes 449 amino acids. The record is from RefSeq and is a predicted model, not a curated record. Gene Ontology annotation, cellular component: nucleus. Lineage: Eukaryota; Metazoa; Chordata; Actinopteri; Perciformes; Serranidae.